This is a messenger RNA of Polyodon spathula (Mississippi paddlefish), 2441 nucleotides long. RefSeq names its product orexin receptor type 2-like. The transcript is spliced from 7 exons. Gene Ontology annotation, molecular function: orexin receptor activity. Gene Ontology annotation, biological process: G protein-coupled receptor signaling pathway; circadian sleep/wake cycle process; feeding behavior. Lineage: Eukaryota; Metazoa; Chordata; Actinopteri; Acipenseriformes; Polyodontidae. Gene Ontology annotation, cellular component: membrane. Bases 115 to 1440 code for a protein of 441 amino acids. The record is from RefSeq and is a predicted model, not a curated record.
UCUAAAGGCUUCUAACACACUGCAGUCUGGUUUAGCUGGGAUGUUUUUUACCGAGCGUCGAUGCAGAACUGGGAAAACAGAACAGACAUUAAUGAGCGCUGAACAACUUGAGUGAUGUCUGGGAUAAACGUGGAUUCUAUCUCUGAGGAUUGUUCACCUCUCCCGCAACAGGUGAACAUAACUAGAGAAUCUGAAUUUAACCCGUCUUCUGAAGACGACGAUGAAUUACUAAAAUACAUCUGGAGGGAAUAUUUGCAUCCCAAACAGUACGAGUGGGUUCUAAUCGCCGGCUAUAUUCUCGUGUUCAUCGUUUCUCUAGUAGGGAACACACUAGUUUGUUUUGCUGUGUGGAAGAAUCACCGCAUGCGAACGGUUACAAACUACUUCAUAGUAAACCUCUCCUUUGCGGAUGUGCUUGUCACCAUCACCUGUCUCCCUGCAAGUCUUGUGGUUGAUAUUACAGAAACGUGGUUCUUUGGCCAGACUCUUUGCAAAGUACUCCCAUAUUUACAGACUGUAGCCGUUUCUGUGUCUGUACUGACUUUAAGCUGCAUUGCCCUGGACAGGUGGUACGCCAUUUGCCAUCCUCUGAUGUUCAAAAGCACAGCUAAACGAGCAAGGAAAAGCAUAGUAAUUAUCUGGAUGGUGUCCUGUGUUAUAAUGAUCCCCCAAACCGUAGUAAUGGAAUGUAGCAGCAUGGUUCCAGAGUUAACAAACAAAACCAGUUUAUUUACAGUCUGUGAUGAACACUGGGGAGAUGAAAUCUAUCCCAAGGUGUACCAUGUCUGCUUUUUCUUUGUUACGUAUUUGGCACCUUUAUGCUUAAUGGUGCUGGCUUAUAUUCAAAUAUUUCACAAGCUUUGGUGCCGUCAGAUUCCAGGAACAUCUUCAGUUGUUCAACGAAAAUGGAAGCCUUUACAGUGUUCAGGCCAACCUUCUGGGCCAGAGACUAUAAAAAUUAAAACAAACACGGUGGCAGCAGAAAUCAAACAGAUUAAGGCCCGAAGAAAGACAGCUCGGAUGUUAGUAGUUGUUCUGUUUGUGUUUGCACUGUGCUAUUUACCAAUCAGCAUCCUUAAUGUCCUGAAAAGAGUAUUUGGCACCUUUGACUAUACGAAUGACAGAGAAACUGUGUAUGCCUGGUUUACAUUUUCACACUGGUUGGUAUAUGCAAAUAGUGCUGCAAACCCCAUCAUAUAUAAUUUCCUUAGUGGAAAGUUCAGAGAAGAAUUUAAAGCAGCAUUCUCUUGCUGCUGUUUUGGAAUGAAUCAACAAAGAGAAGAGCACCAGAGAAGAGGUCAAGCAAGCACCGACAGUCGCAAAUCGCUCACUACACAAAUCAACAAUUUUGAUAACGUUUCCAGGAUAUCAGAAUCCGUCAUUUUAACAAAUAUAGCAACGUAUCGUACAAAUAAUGAUGGGGAGAGCAUAGACUGGUAGCAAAACAAGAUGUUUAAGAGUCUAGCAGAGAUUUUUUGAGUCUGCCAUUUUUUUUUAAAAUAUUGCUGCAGUUGAUGAAUGUAAAGAAUAUGCAAGUUUGUUUUUAUAUUGUAUUGAAAAUCAACCCUCUUUUUCAUUUUUUAAUUUAUUUUCUGUAUUCUCUGUGAAUUAUACAUCUUGAUACACCAAUAACAUAAUUCAAUAGCAUUCAGACAAACUAGUUAUGUUCAGAGUUUUAAUGCUUGUUCUGCUGAAAUGUUGUUUGUGUUUGUAAAAAAAAAAAAAAAAAAAAACCUCAAGUCUUUACUUUUAAUAAAAAAGAAUUAAGCCGUUUGAGAUGUACUGUAUAUUAACUUUAGAAUGCUACUGAAGAGGCUGUAGGGUUUACAGCGACAAAAAUUUCUUAUUGCUGCACCAAUAUCUGUUUUAACAUAUUUGCUACUGUUUUAAUAGUUUAUUUACAUGUCGUAAAUCGGUUUUGAACAGUUGUUUCAGUUAUACACAGGGGACUUGUCAUAUAAAUGGCAGCAGUCAUCAUAGGGACUGUGUAUUGUAGAGAGGGGACCUCCCAAUAUAAAUAUUGUCAUCAAAUGUGGAUUCAGGUUUUCACACAUUUAUCUACAGUAUAUAGACGGUGAAAUCUGCUGUGUGUUUCCACCCACACUUGAAAUAAAUCAACAAUUAUUAGUCAUUCCCAUAAUGCAAUAGUGACAAGACCAACAAAAUGUGUGCCUGCUUCAUUGCAGUGUUGCAGGUUUUAGGGCUGUAAAUCUUUUAACUGACGAGUUUUGUUUUGAUUCGCCCCAUUUAAUGCAUAUUCAUGAAUACAUAUUCAUGGCAAGAACCCAAUGUGAAGCGAUAACACAUGUUCAAAACUGAUUUAUGACUAAGGCUGUGAAAAUAAAAAUAUAAAAACUGUUGUGAUUAUUUCAGAUGAUUAUUCAGGAAUAUGUACAUAACUGUUAAUUAUGUGUUGUGCUGUAAACCAGACACCCCCCACC